Molecule: messenger RNA, 3846 nt
Organism: [Torrubiella] hemipterigena
Lineage: Eukaryota; Fungi; Ascomycota; Sordariomycetes; Hypocreales; Clavicipitaceae
Source: the annotation of a GenBank genome assembly
CAAAUCAAAGACCGAGGAUAACUAAUUCUGGGGUUUGUGGUUCGACUUGUUCUCUCUCUUUACAUCCCACAAAUACACACGUCUUUCGAUUCAAGUCAAAAUAGACAAAUAAUCACAAUGGCUCCUCCCGCAAAGACCUUCACCCGUGACGAGGUGCGCGAGCACACCAGCGAGGAUUCGCUCUGGUGCGUUAUUGACAACACCGUCUACGACCUGACCGAGUUCGUCUUCGCCCAUCCCGGUGGUGAGGCCGUCCUCCAGCAGAUUGCUGGCCAGGAUGCCACCUCUGCCUUCUACAACCUUCACAGACACGAGGUGCUCACCAAGUACGCCGACCUCGCCAUUGGCACCAUCAAGGGCCAGUCUCCCGAAGUCAUCACUCCCCAGCCCGGCGACCUGUGCCCCGUGCCCUACGCCGAGCCUCUCUGGCUUAACCCGGUCUUCAAGAGCCCCUUCUACAAGGAGUCGCAUCACACCCUGCGCAAGGCCAUCCGCGUCUUCACAGAAAAGUACCUGAUCCCCGAGGCCCAGGACUGCGAAGCCACCGGCCGCUACAUCAGCCAGGACAUGAUUGACCACAUGAGCCGUGUUGGUCUCCUGCACAUGCGUCUCGGCCCCGGCAAGCAUCUCCACGGCGUGGAGCUGCUCGGUGGUGCCGUCAAGGGCGAGGAGUUUGACUACUUCCACGACAUGAUUAUCACCCAAGAGAUGUCGCGAACCAUGAUGCGUGGCUUCAUGGACGGAAACAUGGCUGGUAUGUGCAUUGGCUUGACCUGUGUCCUCAACUUCGCCCACGACCAGGCCUGGAAGAAGAAGAUUGCCGACGAGGUCUUCAGCGGCAAGAAGAAGCUCUGCCUUGCUAUUACUGAGGCCUUUGCUGGCUCUGAUGUCGCUGGUCUGCGCACCACUGCCGUCAAGACCCCUGAUGGCAAGCACUACAUUGUCAACGGUACCAAGAAGUGGAUCACCAACGGUGUCUUCUGCGACUACUUUGUCACUGGUGUCAACACCGGCAAGGGCCUGAGCGUUCUUCUAAUUGAGCGUGGCGAGGGUGUCGAGACCAAGGCCAUCAAGACCUCGUACUCACCCGCCGCCGGUACCGCCUACAUCACCUUUGACAACGUCAAGGUCCCCGUCGAGAACCUGCUCGGCCAGGAGAACAAGGGUAUUCACGUUAUUCUCAGCAACUUCAACCACGAGCGUUGGAUGAUGGCCUGUGGCUCUAUCCGCGGCGCCAGAAUGAUUGUCGAGGAGUCCCUCAAGUGGGCUAACCAGCGUGUUGUCUUUGGCAAGCGUCUCAUUGACCAGCCCGUCAUCCGCCAAAAGCUCGCCAAGAUGAUUGCCCUCGUCGAGUCGAACCAGGCCUGGCUCGAGACCAUCACCUACCAGAUGUGCAACAUGCCCUACAAGCAGCAGGCCCAGCACCUUGCUGGCCCCAUUGGUCUGCUCAAGAUGAGCGUCACCCGCGCCGCUCACGAGAUUGCCGACGAGGCUGUCCAAAUCUGGGGUGGCCGUGCCCUGACACAAUCCGGCAUGGGCAAGCACGUCGAGAUCUUCAACAGAACAUACAAAUUCGAUGCUAUUCUCGGCGGUGCUGAAGAGGUCCUUGGUGAUCUAGGUGUCAGACAGGCCAUGCGUGGCUUCCCCAAGUCUAUGCUGUAAACUGAGUCUCAUUUGUUCUAGCGACUGUAUUUUUGGUGUUUGAAUUGUAAAAAGAUUACGAAAAGAUUCAUGUUUAAUUUGCUUCUAUAUCAUAUCGUACACGUGUAUGCUCUAAGUCUAUUCUCCUUCUAGGUUUGGUGUCUCUGUUUUAUUGUACGCUUUGGCGAUGCGUUUCGCAACUAGUUCGCCGCUCCAAUAAGCCCCCGUGGCAGUACCCAAGGCGACAAAUGGUGCAGUAUGCUCUCCGGCAAACCACAGUCCGUAGUCUGGUAGCCCUUCGCGCAUGAUUUCAAUGGCCUUAUCGCCGUCUUCCAGCCCAAUUUGGAAAUUUGCGUAGCUGCCGUUCCCAGCAAGCUCGUCGUUGAGCCAUUCUGUCGCAAGGAACUCAAUAGGCUGGCACUUCGGAUCGCUUGCGUUGUAGUUAUGAAGGCGAGAGUAGCAUGGCUCAAACAUUGAGGUCAAGAACUUUUGCUUUUGCUCUUGUGUGUCUAGACUGGCGAGGGUGGAGGUGACAUGCCUUGAUUGGUCGCCAAAUAUAUAGAACAGCAAGGUGGGAUGCGCAGCUCGAGGAUCGAUGCUUGCCAGUUCUACCAUUUCCUGAUGCCAUUUGUGCGGGUUUGAAGAGGUGGCAUAUUCUGGAGAUAUCCAUUGGACAAAGCCCUUUGUCUUCUUGGUCUCAUCGGAACCCUGCAGCCAGAAGGCUUCUGGGAAGUUGACGUAUACUUUUUCCAGGCACCCGUACCCUAUUUUGUCGAUUGCUGAAGAAAGGGAAUGCGGUAGAGGUGGUUUAAAGGCGCUGUCUUUGUUACGUUUCAGCCACCCCAGCGGUGUCGUGCAGAUAACUUCGGCAAACUCCAGUGUUUGAUUCGUAUUGGUAGUGACUGAUACUUGGCUACCAGCCUGCUCUAGUCGUGUAAUUCGUUGUACAGUAGUAUUAUACUGAAUUGAGGCAGCGUCUAGUGCGGGCUUUGCGAUGGUUUGCAAAAUUUGUUUGUAAGUUCCCGCACAAAGGAGGUUUUCUACCGCUUAGAUUAGUAUCUGUUGAGUGUUUGGAUAUACUGAACAUGUACAUACCUCCGUCUAUGCACUCUUCUAACCAGAAGUACUUUAGACUCUGUGUAGAUAUCGGACUUCCUACAAACGCACCCCACAUGUGGCACAUCUGCAAGAUAAUCUUUCGCUUUGACUCAAAAUUGGGCUCGGUGCGCGUUAUCUUUUCCUCAACUAUCUCCCCAAAGAAGUCUAGAAGACUUCGAGAUGGGUCAAUUUCUGAACAUGACUUGUUUGAAUAGGCAAAAGCGUCUUGGAUAAUGUUCCACAUCGUUGUAGAGUAGUUUUCGCCUUCUUCUUGCGAGAGCAGUGCUCCCUGUUCGUCAAAGAUGUUGGUCGAGUCGUCCCAGCUGCCGAUUACGGUACCUGUAUCCUUGGCUAAAUCAUGUAUCGGGUUUUCCUCAGUACCAUGAAUCCAGUUUGGGCCCAUGUCGAUAUCAUGUCCGCUUUUCAUCGUCUGCUGGUGGACCCUGCCGCCUACUCUGUUGCGGCCUUCGAGAAUAGUCACGUCGAACCCAUGACGAAGCAAAACGUCAGCACAUCUUAAACCAGAUAUGCCGGCUCCAAUAAUACAGACACGGGGCUUCGCUCCGAGCUCGAAUGCUCGAUACUGAAAGGAAUUAAUCACAGUCGUUAUGAAACUAUAAAUGAGGCAUUCACCUUUUGAUAUUGAUUUGUAGUCAUCUUGAAGCGUUCUACCUCUUCUGAGUCUUUAAUAGACAGCUUCCCCAACCCGGUUGUAUAAAAGAGGUCUUGAUAUAUCCUUGAUGUGGAUCUUUCCGAAAUAUUAGUAAAGCAUACGGAGAAUGCGUCCAUGCCCCGGCCAAAGCAGGAGAGUAACGAUUGAGACACCCGUGUAGGGUAGAUGUAUGUCAGGUGUAUAGGCUGUUGUGCUAGUCCAACAACUAGCAUCAGCGUUGCACUGUGCUGUAAUAUGGGAUAACCCUCCGAUUGGAUGUUCUUAUAGUCGAUAGGGUGGUAUCAAGAGACUGUGGUACUGUACUGUAGUUACUGGGGAGAGUGAGGCCUUUAGCGGGUCCGGCAAAGAAGUCUGACAGGUAUACACGCUGCUGCCUGAGUUUGGAUGACAGCAAAUAGGUCGUACUAGUAUAUUGUUGCAUAUAUUGUCCCUGU